AUGAAGCACCUUGCCGCUUACCUCCUCAUUGCCCUGGCUGGCAACGCCACCCCCUCCGCUGAGGACAUCAAGAGCGUUCUCUCUUCCGUCGGCAUUGACGCCGAUGAGGAGCGCCUCCAGAAGCUCAUCUCCGAGCUCGAGGGCAAGGACCUCCAGCAGCUGAUCUCUGAGGGUGCCGAGAAGCUCGCUACCGUUCCCUCCGGUGGUGCUGGUGCCGCUGCCCCUGCUGGUGCCGCUGCCGCUGCCGGUGGUGACGCCCCUGCCGCUGAGGAGAAGGAGGAAGAGAAGGAGGAGUCCGAUGACGACAUGGGAUUCGGUCUCUUCGACUAA
Aspergillus bombycis is the source of this 330-nucleotide messenger RNA. It is a transcript of the gene aspf8, whose product is annotated as ribosomal protein P2. The transcript is spliced from 2 exons. NCBI's taxonomy places the organism in Eukaryota, Fungi, Ascomycota, Eurotiomycetes, Eurotiales, Aspergillaceae. Gene Ontology annotation, biological process: cytoplasmic translational elongation. The record is from RefSeq and is a predicted model, not a curated record. Gene Ontology annotation, molecular function: structural constituent of ribosome. Gene Ontology annotation, cellular component: cytosolic large ribosomal subunit; ribosome. The coding region runs from base 1 to 330 and encodes 109 amino acids.